Molecule: messenger RNA, 2543 nt
Organism: Anopheles stephensi (Asian malaria mosquito)
Lineage: Eukaryota; Metazoa; Arthropoda; Insecta; Diptera; Culicidae
Gene: Gabat
Product: 4-aminobutyrate aminotransferase, mitochondrial
Exons: 5
Coding region: 428-1921 (497 amino acids)
Biological process (GO): GABA catabolic process
Cellular component (GO): mitochondrion
Molecular function (GO): pyridoxal phosphate binding
Source: RefSeq, a predicted model, not a curated record
AUACGUUGUCUUCAGUGUGCGGAGCAACAUUCGAGGGCAGGUACCGUCGUCCUUUCGGGGUGGAUAAAUUGACCCUCCGGUACACCGUUAGGGUACAAACAGCAUCCGUACGUUGUCGAGAGUGAGUCGAGGGUUGUUUUUGUGCACCGUGAGCACCGGGGUGUGUUGUGCCGGGCAGUGUGUGAUUUUGAUCGACGUAAAUCAGAAGCAAGUGUGCGUUGUGUCGGAAGGUCGAAGUUUCGCGCAUGGUCUAUUGGAACGUCUCCGCUUGGGAAAAAAGACUGCAGCUGGGAAAGGCAGGCAUUUCUAGAACAUCGCUGGAACGGUGCAGUUGUUGUGUGUGCGUGUGCACGAACCGUCCUGUGGUGAAAGUGUUUUUAAUUGUAAGCUUGAAACAGCAGUGUGAUAAACACACGAUUGUGGCAAAAUGUUGCUCAAACAGAUCGGUACCGUGCUGGCACGAGCUGAAUGCCAGCGGCGCCAUCGCUCGUUGGUGCAGUUAAGCCGCCACUUUGCCGCUGUUCCGUUGGCGGAACCGGCUGCACCGUCGCUGAAGACCGAAGUACCUGGACCGAAGUCAAGAGCACUGCUGCAACAGCUGAAUCAACUGCAGAACGCCAACUCGGUGCAGAUGUUUGUGGACUACGACAAAUCGAUCGGCAACUAUCUGCAGGACGUGGAUGGCAAUGUGCUGUUGGAUAUCUACACCCAGAUUUCGUCGGUACCGCUUGGCUACAAUCAUAAGGAGCUGCUGAAUGUGUUCCGAGAUGAUCAUAAUCUGUCGACUCUCAUCAACCGCCCAGCUUUGGGUGUGUUCCCGGGCGAGGAUUGGCCCAACCGCUUGCAGAACGUGCUGAUGUCCGUUGCUCCGGUCGGGCUCGAUCACGUCACGACGAUGAUGUGCGGUUCGUGCUCGAACGAAAACGCGUUCAAAAACAUCUUCAUCUGGUAUCAGAAGAAGCAGCGUGGCGAGGCAACUCCCUUCACCGAGGCGGAGAUACAAUCGUGCAUGAUUAACCAGGUCCCGGGUGCACCGAAGCUAAGCAUCCUGAGCUUCCACGGUGCGUUCCACGGGCGCACGCUCGGCUGCCUUUCGACGACACACUCGAAGUACAUCCACAAGAUCGAUGUGCCGUCGUUCGAUUGGCCAAUCGCGCCGUUCCCCCAGUAUCGCUAUCCGCUCGAGGAAAACGUGCGCGAAAAUGCGCAGGAAGAUGCUCGGUGUUUGGCCGAGGUUGAGCGAUUGAUUGAGCAGUACGGCAAGCGGGGCAUUCCGGUGGCGGGCAUCAUCGUGGAGCCUAUCCAGAGCGAGGGAGGCGAUAAUGAGGCGUCGCCCGAAUUCUUCCAGCAGCUGCAGAAAAUUGCCAAGGCCCGUGGCAGUGCGCUGCUGAUCGAUGAGGUGCAGACGGGCGGUGGACCGACGGGAAAGAUCUGGUGCCACGAGCACUUCAAUCUACCGAGCCCCCCGGAUGUGGUGACGUUCAGCAAGAAGAUGCAGCUCGGUGGCUAUUACCAUGGGUCGCACAUGAAACCGUCCCAGCCGUACCGGGUGUUCAACACGUGGAUGGGCGAUCCGGGCAAGCUGCUGCUGCUCGAGUCGAUUUUGCGCGUGAUCAAGCAGGAAUCGCUGCUGGAGAAUGUGCGCCGGACGGGCGACAAGCUGAAGGAUGGGUUGAUGCAGGCGCAGAAAGACUUCCCGCAUCUGCUGAGUGCGGCCCGUGGGCGGGGAACGUUCCUGGCGAUUAACUGCGCGACGCCCAAGCUGCGGGACGAUAUUGUCGGUGCGCUCAAGCAGAAAGGUGUUCUGUCUGGCGGUUGCGGUGAGCAGAGCAUUCGCUUCCGUCCGGCACUAAUCUUCGGCGAGAAGCAUGUGGACAUCUUUAUGGACAAAUUCCGGCAGGUGCUGAAGGAGGUGAAGUAAAGGGGCAGCUACACACCACCACACAUCACCUUCCUGACCAUGCCAGCUAACUUACUGCACAAAGUAAAAGAGAAACCAGGCAUCUUUGACGGAUGUGAAGAAGUGUUCGCCGUCGCUGGACAGAAAGGCCGAUUGAAUUGUACCGUUUAGUGUUAACCCUUCAAUGCACAGCAGCAACUUGCGCACAAAGAGAACGAUAAUGUUUAAUAGAUUUACCGAAAAGGGUGUAAAGAUGAGUUAGGUUGCCGUGGUCGAGGUGGCGAAGAAAUUCGUCCCUGUGCACCUGCGCACCGAUGGCCCUAAACCCGGAUGGUACGUAUAUUAGUGCUUGUAGCUGCCGGCUGAGAGAUGCCACAUUUUAGAGCUGAGCGUUUUGAGGCAGAUCUCUGACAUUACUACAGACAAAACAAACAUACGAUAUGUAGCAACAGCGCACACCAACACGCUUAGCAUAGCGUGAAUGAUGAGAGAACAUUUGUCUUCCAAUGAGCUAAAAGUGAUUCCACAAUAAUCGGUGUCCAACGGUCGGUAGCGCCAAACUGUCUGCUAGGCAGGGGCCCGAGCCGAUUCCGUUACAAAAUAAAAUAGAUAAAUGUUGUCGCAUACAGUUAACGAGCGGUUA